Molecule: messenger RNA, 1803 nt
Organism: Sabethes cyaneus
Lineage: Eukaryota; Metazoa; Arthropoda; Insecta; Diptera; Culicidae
Gene: ChT
Product: high-affinity choline transporter 1
Exons: 9
Coding region: 1-1803 (600 amino acids)
Biological process (GO): acetylcholine biosynthetic process; choline transport; transmembrane transport
Cellular component (GO): plasma membrane
Molecular function (GO): choline:sodium symporter activity
Source: RefSeq, a predicted model, not a curated record
AUGAUAAACAUCGCCGGCGUAAUCAGUAUUGUUCUGUUCUAUAUCCUUAUAUUGGCCGUUGGAAUAUGGGCCGGUCGCAAGAAAGAAAGCGGCAACGACUCCGAGGAGGAGGUCAUGCUUGCCGGCCGCUCGAUCGGUUUGUUCGUCGGCAUAUUCACUAUGACAGCAACGUGGGUCGGAGGCGGCUACAUCAAUGGCACUGCGGAAGCAAUCUACACAUCCGGUUUGGUCUGGUGUCAGGCCCCGUUCGGAUAUGCACUGAGUUUGGUGUUUGGCGGAAUUUUCUUUGCUAAUCCGAUGCGAAAGCAGGGUUACAUCACCAUGUUGGAUCCGCUGCAGGACAGUUUCGGUGAACGCAUGGGAGGAUUGCUGUUUUUGCCGGCUCUGUGCGGUGAAGUGUUCUGGGCUGCCGGCAUCCUGGCUGCCCUCGGUGCUACCCUGUCGGUCAUUAUCGACAUGGAGCAGGAGACCUCGGUUAUCCUGUCCGCGUGCAUCGCGGUUUUUUACACCCUUUUCGGAGGGCUGUACUCGGUAGCUUAUACCGACGUUAUACAGUUGUUUUGUAUCUUCAUUGGGCUGUGGAUGUGCAUUCCAUUUGCCUGGUCGAACGAUCACGUCAAAAGUUUGUCAUCGAUGGAUGUCGACUGGAUUGGCGAAAUCGGUGAGGGCUAUCACUGGUACUACGCUGAUUAUGGUUUGCUACUGAUUUUUGGAGGUAUCCCGUGGCAGGUGUACUUCCAAAGAGUGUUGUCGAGCAAAACAGCAGGACGCGCACAAAUCCUAUCGUACGUAGCCGCGUUUGGCUGUAUUCUGAUGGCAAUCCCUCCGGUUCUGAUCGGAGCAAUCGCGAAGGCAACUCCAUGGAAUGAAACCGACUACAAGGGCCCCUGGCCACUAACUGCACAGGAAACUAGUAUGAUACUGCCGAUGGUGUUGCAGUACCUGACGCCAGAUUUCGUUUCCUUCUUCGGACUUGGGGCUGUCUCUGCGGCUGUCAUGUCCUCUGCCGAUUCUUCAGUAUUAUCAGCCUCUUCGAUGUUCGCCCGCAACGUCUAUCGGCUCAUCUUCAGACAGCGAGCUUCCGAAAUGGAAAUUAUCUGGGUGAUGCGUGUAUCGAUCCUUGUGGUAGGCAUUUUGUCCACCAUAAUGGCAUUGACGAUACCAUCCAUCUACGGCUUGUGGUCGAUGUGCUCUGAUUUGGUGUAUUGCAUUCUGUUUCCUCAGCUACUAAUGGUGGUGCACUUCAAGAAGCACUGCAAUACUUACGGUAGUUUAUCCGCUUACAUAAUCGCAUUCCUGGUGCGAUUGUCCGGUGGGGAAGCGAUGCUUGGACUACCAGCCUUGAUUCACUAUCCGGGCUACGUUGAGGAAACCGGAACACAAAUGUUUCCUUUCCGGACGAUGGCUAUGAUCUUGAGUUUGAUCACACUGAUAGGCGUUUCCUGGUGGACGAAAUGGGUGUUCGAGACCGGUCGAUUGGCACCGAACUAUGACUAUUUCCGCUGUGUGGUCAACAUUCCGGAAGAGCUACAUCGUGUCGAGGAACCGUCCGAUUCCGGUGAACAGUUGUCGGUAAUGGCGGGUGGCAUGACGCGCAUGUACGGCGCAGCCACCAUGGUCGGAAAGGACGAACGGAACGGCCGAAUCAAUCCGGCCCUUGAAGCGGACGACGAUUUACCGGUGAGGGAAGCACAGCGUCAGAUGCAGUCCGGCUCGAUUGGCGGUGGGGGCGGUGUUAUGCAGGGAAGCGGCAGUGUGGUCCCCGGUGCUCACGGGCAGUCUCAAGGACACACGGCUUUCUGA